UACUCUAGGUCAAAAUAUAGUCCAUACUCCAUAGUCCUUAUCUGUUUGCUGAUUGACAAGUUUGAAUCAUGAAAAGCUUUCGUUUACUUCGUAAGUGCAAAUCUAUAACCAGCUGUAAACCACAUAAGAGCGCUAUAGGAGAUGACAGAGCCAUUGUCAAUGGAUUUAGAAGAUACAGCAGUGCCUCCCUUUCCGGUAAGCUACAAUGGAGCUAUGCACAGGGUCCCGGGAAAACCCCCCUCCUGGGGACCACCAUCGGUCAUCUUCUACAGCAACAAGCAGAAACUCAACCGGACAAAACUGCAGUAGUGUUCACAGCCUCAGGGGACCGCCUGUCCUUCUCAGAACUCCUGGAUAAGGCUGAUCAGUUGGCUGCCGGAUUAUUAUCACUGGGAGUAAAAAAAGGAGACAGAGUGGGAGUUUGGGGACCCAACACUAUAGAAUGGGUCAUCGCACAGUAUGCUACAGCCAGAGCUGGGAUCAUUCAGGCUAACAUUAAUCCACAGUACAGACCAGAAGAAGUGGAGUUCACACUGAAUAAAGUUGGCUGUAAGGUCUUAAUAGCAGCUGAAGAGUUCAAAGGUCAAAACUACUAUGAAAUGCUGUUCCACUUAGUGCCAGAAUUAGCUAACACCAAAUCAGCACACAUCCAAAGUCAUCUCCUUCCUGAACUGAAACACAUAAUCAUGAUGGGAAAUAAAUCACAUAUGGGAACAAUAAAUUUUAAUGACAUCAUGAAGGCAGGAACUACAAAAGAUCGAACAGAAAUUCAAAAUCUUCAGAAUAGGCUUCAGUUUGAUGAACCAAUUAACAUCCAGUUCACAUCAGGAACAACAGGAAACCCUAAAGGAGUCACUCUCUCUCAUCACAACAUUGUCAACAACAGUUAUUUUGUAGCACAGCGUCUGAAUUACCAUACCAACAAGACCCCUAUCUGUAUCCCUGUUCCCCUGUACCACUGUUUUGGGAUGGUAUUAGGCAGUCUUUGUACUGUGACAGCUGGCGCAACCUGUGUGUAUCCAUCUUCUACCUUUGAUGCCGGAAAAACCCUAAAAGCUGCAGCACAAGAAAGAUGUACCUCAAUGUAUGGAGUUCCCACGAUGUUUAUUGACAUGCUCAAUCACCAUGAUUUUGACUCCUUUGACCUUUCCUCUCUGUACACUGGGGUCAUGGCCGGGUCACCUUGUCCCAUCGAAACACUGAAGCAGGUCAUCAGUCGGAUGAACAUGGACCGAGUCACGGUAUGCUAUGGGAUGACAGAGGCAAGUCCAGUUACACAUCAGAGCUUCCCAACAGAUCCUGCAGAAAAACGGGUUGCCACUGUUGGUAAACCUCACAGUCAUGUUGAGUGUAAAGUGAUAGCAGAGAAUGGGGAGAUCUGUCCUAUAGGUACUCCUGGUGAGCUGUGUACUCGGGGAUACAACACAAUGCUUUAUUACUGGGAUGAACCAACCAAAACAAAAGAAGCAAUCAGCUUAGAUAGAUGGUACCAUACAGGAGAUAUUGCACAGAUGGACGAAGAUGGUUUCUGUAAAAUUGUUGGUAGGAUUAAAGAUAUGAUCAUCAGAGGUGGGGAAAAUGUUUAUCCAACUGAAAUAGAACAGUUGAUUUACAAGCAUCCAAAGGUCAAAGAUGUACAGGUGGUUGGGGUACCAGAUGAAAGACUCGGGGAAGAGAUAUGUGCCUGGAUACAAGUUAAGGAGAACCAAUCAAUUUCUGAAGAGGAAAUCAAGUCCUACUGUAAAGAAAAGCUAGCCAGAUAUAAGGUUCCCAAAUAUAUAUCUAUUGUGACAGAAUUUCCACUGACUGUGACAGGCAAGGUUCAGAAAUAUAAAAUCCAGGAGAUUGCUACAGAGGCUUUAGGACUUAAACAUGUCACUCCAAAGUAGACCAACAGAUAGCUAAUACACCCGACAAUCAGUGUUAACGGAAGAUGUGAAGGAAUGCAUGGUUCACUGUACUGAAUCUUUCCUAAUUCAGCUCACAACAAUCAUAUUAUCAGUCUUAUUUCUAUUGAAAACUAAAUAUUGAAGUAUUAUGACAAAAAAAUCUAGUGAUAUAUUGUAACAAUAUGUAUGAUUUUUAUGUCUUGUAUGCAAGUUGUUGUACAGUAAUCGUUAUAGUUAUAUUCAUUUUAAUUUUCUAUUUAUUGAUGAUUAAUUUUAUGUAUCUAUAAACGUCAUUUAAUUUUAUGUAUCUAUAAACGUCAUGAUGGAUGAUGAUUUUAUUAGUAGCAAUUUAUCUAGGAAGAAACAUGCGUCUUAGUGUUUUAAAUAUUAAUAUUCAUAUUAUGUAAUACACUGUAUAUAUUUCAAAAUACAAGUGUUUUAGGUGGUAUGAUGAGACACCCUUGAAAUUGAUUUUAUGAAAUAUUUUCUCAAAUUCUCAAAAUAAUGGCUUAAUAUAAUGUUAAAGUAAAUUUCAAUCAAUUAUCUAUAUUAUCUUCAGAAAAAAAAAAUAUCAUACCACUACCUAUCAAUUAAUUUGUCGAGGCAGAAAAACAUAGCUACGACAUAUUUUGAUGAUUUUAAAACCUACAUUUAAAUGGUGCUAAUUUACAUUUUGUGCAAUUUAGCCUUCUAACAUUUAAAACUUGUGCUCCUUGCAUAAUGGUGUAUUCUUACUAAAAAUUAAUUAAAGCUGUAUAACAAAAUAUUAUAUUAUCACAUCCACUCAUUCAGUGCACGAGUGAACCACAGGCACCUGAUGUUGUUAGCUCACCUAAGCUGAAGGCUGAUGUGAGCUUUUCUAAUCAAACUGUUUUGAUUGUCUGUUGUCGUAAACUUUUCACAUUUUUAUCAUCUUCUCCAGAACUACAGGAGAUUAAAACCAAAUUGGCACUUGGUACUGAGGCAACACACAUUGAAAAAAUUAUGCACUUUGAAUUUGGGACCAAUCAACCCACUUUGAAAUUUUUUUCGAAGUAGGUAAAAUUUUGGGCCAAUUUAUUGCUCUUUGAAAUUAUUUUCAAAGUACGUUAUGAGGGUACAUCAAGUACUCUCGUAAAAUAAGAAUCUACCGUACUACAAAUAUGCAGAUAUAUGCUAAUUCAAAUGUAUUCGUCAAGUCGACAAACAUUAUUUUAGUCAUUGGUUUGUGAUUUAGCAAAAAAUCAAAGGCAAAAUAUCAAGUCAAUAUUGUUCCAAACAAAAAGUUUUCCUAAGAAAUCAUAUCAAAAUCACUUAAAAAUCAUAUAAAACUCUCAAAUUCAUGGUUUUGCUUCAUGAUUUAGACAUGAUCCAUUUAAUGAAACAUACCCAAAUCAUAGGUGACAAAUGAGGAAGUAUGAUCCUAUUGUGGUUUGUUUCUUGGUUUUGAAUCUGUUAUGAUUUUCUUGUGAUUCUGGUAUGUGCUAUCAUCUUAGAAGGCAACAGAGGAUGCGUUUGAAAUGAUUCGUUAACUGCCAGAUAAACUGACCACUAAGAAUUAAGAUUUCUGCAUAACAGGAAGUUGAGUUGGAAAUUUUGAAUGUUCAUCUUGGAGCCUAAAUGUGAUGUACUUGUCAGGAAAAUGUGUUAUUGUUGGGCAUCUAGCUCUAUCUUGGCAUAUUUAUAAAGUGAAUUUAUGGAAGUAUUUUCGGGGAAUAUAUUCUUAUUCACUUGAGGUAAAUUAUAAUUUAUUAGGACUAAUUUACAAUACACUAUUAAGUGAUUUAUUAAUUGAAGCAAACAACUAAUGCAUGAAUGUAAAUGUAUCAUUAGUUCAGACCGGGAGCUACAGAUCUGCAGUUAGGUUUUGAAAUGCAUAUGUAAUAUUUUAAUUUGAACAAUUCAUGUAAUAAUUGCUAGAGGAGUUUGAAAUAACAGUAUAAUUAUCAUCUAAAUUAUGGAGGGCUUUGUUCCUGUGUUCUAAUUCAGAUUAUAUUGGCUUAACGAUACAGUUCAUGUGAUUUAUAUGUAUACUAUUUUUCAUAUUUGGUAAUUGACAAUGUAUUUCAAAUAUUAAAAGAAUAAAAUAAUC
Molecule: messenger RNA, 3960 nt
Organism: Magallana angulata
Lineage: Eukaryota; Metazoa; Mollusca; Bivalvia; Ostreida; Ostreidae
Product: medium-chain acyl-CoA ligase ACSF2, mitochondrial-like
Exons: 15
Coding region: 69-1889 (606 amino acids)
Biological process (GO): fatty acid metabolic process
Molecular function (GO): medium-chain fatty acid-CoA ligase activity
Source: RefSeq, a predicted model, not a curated record